Messenger RNA from Cloeon dipterum, 5433 nucleotides. It is a transcript of the gene Asator, whose product is annotated as asator. Gene Ontology annotation, cellular component: cytoplasm; nucleus. Gene Ontology annotation, molecular function: protein serine/threonine kinase activity; ATP binding. Gene Ontology annotation, biological process: signal transduction; peptidyl-serine phosphorylation. Lineage: Eukaryota; Metazoa; Arthropoda; Insecta; Ephemeroptera; Baetidae. The record is from RefSeq and is a predicted model, not a curated record. The transcript has 19 exons. Bases 415 to 3993 code for a protein of 1192 amino acids.
AGAGAGAGAGAGAAAAGUGCUGCAGCAGCUCAAAACUAACAUGGCGGUCGGUGGCUCUCACCUCAGCCGAGCAGCUCUUUUAUCGACCUGUCAGCGGCGCUGAUCGCCCGAGAGGCCAGUGAAUCGCGUGUACGUCGUGCAGAAACGCGGGGCCUUACUCGCGGCGCCCAGUGCCAGUGCUGUUGGCGCCGAUCUCAGUCGAAUUUUGGCCGAAUUUGGCCCACCUGGUCGCCUCCCCUCGGCCGAUGGACUCUCUAACACGCCGAUAGCUCACCUGCCCCCCGGACGCAACAGCAAGGAGAUGUUAAGCGGUUAAACCAAAAGCAGCAGCAACAGCGGGAGGAAGAAAACGAGGACGAGUUUCACUCUUCUGGAGAAGAGGAGCGCGCCGGAGACCAAAACAACAACAUCAAGAUGACCAGCGAAGACCUGCUGCAGCCUGGCCACGUGGUCAAAGAGCGAUGGAAGGUAUCCCGGAAGAUCGGCGGCGGUGGCUUCGGCGAAAUUUACGAGGGUCUCGACCUGGUCACCAAGGAGCAGGUCGCACUCAAGGUCGAGUCGGCACGACAGCCCAAGCAAGUGCUCAAAAUGGAGGUGGCCGUGCUGAAAAAGCUGCAAGGGAAAGAUCAUGUUUGUAGAUUUAUUGGCUGUGGACGUAACGAUAGGUUUAACUACGUGGUGAUGCAACUGCAAGGCAAAAACCUUGCUGAACUUCGAAGAGCGCAACCAAGGGGUGCUUUUUCUUUAGCGACCACUUUGAGAUUGGGACUACAGAUACUCAAAGCUAUUGAAAGCAUCCACUCGGUGGGAUUCCUCCACAGAGACAUUAAACCGUCUAAUUUCUCAAUGGGUCGAAUGCCUCAAAACUGCAGGAAAGUAUACAUGUUGGAUUUUGGUCUGGCCAGACAAUACACGACAGCAACUGGCGAAGUUCGGGCUCCCCGAGCGGCAGCUGGUUUCAGAGGAACGGUUCGAUAUGCUUCAAUCAAUGCGCACAAAAACAAGGAAAUGGGCAGGCACGAUGAUCUCUGGUCUCUGUUUUACAUGCUCGUGGAGUUUGUAAAUGGUCAGUUACCGUGGAGGAAAAUCAAAGACAAAGAGCAGGUUGGCUUGAUGAAGGAAAAGUACGACCACAGACUGCUGCUCAAGCAUCUUCCUUCAGAUCUCAGGCAGUUCCUCGAACACAUCCAGUCUUUAGAAUACGCUGAAAAGCCCGAUUAUGCCAUGUUAAUUGGUCUAUUUGAGCGAUGCAUGAAAAGGAGAGGAGUUAAGGAAUCUGAUCCAUAUGACUGGGAGAAGGUAACCACAGAAAAUCUGGCGCCACUCAGCACAACAACUUCUCCUUCGCCAGCUCUUAUCAGUAGACCUACCACAGGGAUGCUGCCAGCUAGUCGUAUUACAGACAACCAUGUUGAGGACAACAUGAUUACUAGUCUUGACAAUAACCAAGAAAAUAUUGAACCUGACAACAGGAAAGAGCUUGAGGCUCAAAUGGACUUUGAAGCUAGUCGGCGGAGGCGCAGGGGCGAUGCUUACAUUCAGGAGCCCCAGCAAACCACCGAACUGCGCACUGAGGGUCGGGAGGCAAAACUUGUUGUAGACAGAAACUGCAACGCCAGCGUCGUAAGCGUUGACAAGUUACAGAAUGAGGUGGAAAAAUCGCCAAAGAGAAGGCCUGGAAGGAGAACUGCUGGGGAGGAGCCAGAACAAGCUGCUCGCGCCUCAACUGGAGAUAUUGAUGGUGAGGUCAUGGCUGUGAACAUGUCUGGACGACCUGUGUCGGCUCCUUCCGGAAUCGGGAACGACAAUCAGAAACGUGCUAAGGCGGAUGAAGCUGAGACCACGCCAGAGUUGCCUAGUCCUAGGGUCAGAGAGGGAGUUACAGAGUAUGAUGGCUCAGUCUACUCGUAUGAUGUCACAAGAGCAGCCGUGACAACUGUAGCUACUAGUGUUGCUGCCUCAUCUGCUGCAGGCAAGCCUGUGACCGAGAGUGGAAACGCAGCCAGCGCUGCUGCAGGAGGUUCUCCAAGUGAUCCCAGGGAACCUCUCAAAGAGAAGGUUGCGCAUAGGGUCAGACGUUUCCACUCUGCCGGCCGAAGCAAGCAUCGUGGAGUUGGCGCUGACACUUCUAUCACCCAAUACGCACUAAUUGACGAUGACAACCUGUCUCAGCAAGUCACAAGGGGAGGAGGAGGUCUCACUUUGGCAUCUCAAUGGAAAUCUCAGUUUGAUGAUUCUGAAGAAACAGACAACGAGUGGAAGCAAGAAAAUCUGCAGAGUCCAGAACACAGAGCGCAUCACCGAGAGAGCUUACCUGCAGAUUCAUCGAUUGCUCUCAUGACUGACCGGUCCUUCAGAGCGCCGAUUUCCGCCGCGCUACACGUCCCAGCGCCUACCUUGGUACAGAAGCCAGAAGAGCCAGUCAACGGAGCUCCUCCUGAACUAUCAAGAAUCAGUGAGGACUCUCGACAAGAUAAACAACCAGCUGCCCUGAGCCAUCAGGUUGCUAAUGCUGUCGAGGGCAGAAUCACAGUGACCCCAGCGGUCUUGUCCACGCCUGUCAGGCAAAAGUCCGUUUCGCCGCGCCCGAGGCUCGCAUGCCUGCACAUCGCAGGCAUUGAACAGUUCCCUGAGCUGCAGGGAGCUUUGCCUCGCGCAUGGAGCUGUCCAGACAUCGGACCCCACAUAAGACCAUCGCUGGAAGCUCCAUUGCUGCAACAAGCUGCAUUUGAUGAGAUUGUCUACCAAGUGGAUGUGAUGAGGAACGUAGCCUGCAGACGAACCGUGGAAGAGAGAGAUGAAGAGACAAAAACCAAAGAGGCUCAAAGAAGGCUCAGUGUGCCUGCCAUUCCAUUGUCCUCUCCAACGGGUGAUAAGUCAGAAGAGGAGUGCAUGCCACAGCCUGUUUCUGGCCGACUGGAGAUUAGGGUUGUUUCCAAACCUGAACAGCCGGAUGUUGUACCUGAGGUAGUGCAUGAAAAUGGAUUUGACAAGCCAAGACCGAAGGGAAUCCUCAAGUCCAGUAGCGGCUCUGCACUUGAAGUUGCCAAUUCCAUUAGCAAAGAGGGUUCUCCCCCAGGUAUAGUGAAAGCCCGUAGUCCUGUCAGUCCUGGCGCCGGCCUAACCGCAGCCGAGGACCCUUCUAUUUACUUUGAUGCUGUUACUCAAGCUGAGGAAAACGUCAGGGGAGGCUCCUUGGAGCCCAGCCAGAGAAUCAGUACUGAAAGAGAAAUCAAGGAGGAGGCUGAAGAUGAGGAGGACGAAGAAGAUAUUUCUCCCAAGAAGACUAACUCCACUCCCCCAAGGACGGAGGCUACUCCUGAGCCUUUGUCUUGCCGGAGCGAAGAUGGCGACAGCAAACGUAACUCCAGGAGCAAAAUUCCAGUGCCAGUGAGGAGCAGUCCUCCCAGGGCUAGUUUAUGCUAUUCGGGUGAUAGAGAGGAGGUGCUUGACGGCAACUGCGCUGUGCGUUUUUCGGACGAGGAGCAGAGAAUGCUGGCCAGCCUGUUGCGGAGGAGUGCGACGGCGCCAGCCGUGCCUGCCCAGCUGGACGAGGAGCUGGGAGGGUGCACGCCUGCCCUGCGGCGCCGCCGCCAGGGGGACAAGUACGUGACCGACGAGAGUCAGCUCAACCUGCGGUUCCACCGCCGGCGGCCACGGCCGAAUUCGGCCACCACGGCCAUCAUGACGAGUGACUCUAGACCUGUGGUGCCCAUAAGGCAAAGGCCCCGCUCUCAAGGCGGUUCCGUUACUAAUCGCGAGUCUCGGGGUAUACCCACAUACCUGCUGGGCCUGAACCCUGGCGGCGAAGAGAGCAGUGAGGCAGACUCAGACUCGCUGCAACAACAACAGCAGCAGCAUUCUCCAUCUCCUAACCCUCCCCCACCUCCUGGUGACCCAAAAAUGGAGAACAGAGCAAGGUGUCGCCGGUUUCACCCGAUGGCCCUGGACGAGCUAAGCCAGCCUCCUCCCCCGCCUGAAGCCAGCACAUGAAUUUAUGAGCGCCUCCCCGACUUUUGCUUUCCGGCUUCAACAUCAUCUAGUUUCAGCGGCUCGACGAAGAAAAAAAGAAGAAACCACUCACCAGCAGCGGCAUCCCGUGUAUUCCAGAUGCAGCUUUGACAUGAAUUGACUCUCCUUGAUUGGUUAAAUGAGUAAUCAAUUGACAACUAUUUUCAUCUACUUACGAGUAGUUGUGUAGGAAUUUUUGAGCAUCUCCGUCAGUAAUAAUAAUUAAAAGAGGAGCUCGGAGGAGGACUAGCAGAUGAUUUCUGAUUCUGGCAACAGUUUGAGUCUUAAAUAAUACUUGCUUCAACUGCAUAUCCCUCUGACAAUGAGCGGCGACUGCAGUCGGUCAUCGAUUAAACUGCUUAAUCUCUCUAAUUUUAAUUUAGGAACUCAUUUUUGAAUGUUGAAUUGUUAGUUGGUAAGGAUUAGACUGGAUAAUCGAUUACAUUGGCUGACGUUUCUUUUGCCUUGUCUUGUGAGAGGAGAGACACAUCAUCGUACACACAUUUUGUUUUGUGCUGCUUUUUUAAUGUCGCGUUUAUUUUAUAUGAAGGUUGUGAUUUUUUUAUUUUGUGCAAAUGGUUGAGUUCUUGCGCGUCUCUCCUAGAAUUGUGAUGAAGAAUUAAUGUUAUUGGAUCACUCUCACUCUGCUGAAUAUAAUAGUCCUUUCCUAGUUGAUUUUAAUGCCCAUAAUUAUUUAUUGAGCGCUUUACGUAAAAAUUUAUUGCUUCACUUUGACACAGCAAAAUGGUCUGGUCUCUUUCCUGUCUGAUCCAGGCUUAUCUGCGUUCAGUACAACUAGAUGAUCACAUAAUUUGUUUCCCACCUGCUAAUAUGCUGUGCUGAAAGCGAAGAUUGUGUAGUGUGGUGCGUGUCUGUGUAGAUUUGUGUCAAGUUCGCUACUUGAGAUUGUAUUUGUUUCUAAAAAACUAAAUUGCUCAUUUUUUAUUUUGAAGAGUUUUAUCUGCCAGCGGGUUUAUUUGCGGUAUCUCUCUAAAUAUGCUUCAAUCCAUUAUCAACAGCUUUGGUUUGAAGGCUCUUGAGUAAGUAAAAACGAACCUAACCUAUACAAAUAAUCUCAUUCAGCAGCUUGGAUAUAAAGAAUAGUUCUAGUCAAGGUUUUUGUUCUUAUUUUGUGAACGCUAUGACGCGCAUUAUGGUAAUUGCAUCGAUAGAGGAAAAUGAUAAACUGCGCUGAGAUUGUCAAAGAUGAAAACUACUAUAGUUUGCUAAGCUGAUGGCGAAAACUGAUUGCAGUUAAUACGAACUGUGUAUAUUAAUUACCACAAGAUAAUGUACAUGAACGAUGGGACUUUUGUUUGUAUAUUUUGUUAUAAUCACAAUAUCACUAUUGUAUUGUGGCACAAUUUCACUUUAAAAGAUGAGAAUGUCAACAAAAAUAAAAAUGCUACUGAUCUAAAAAAA